This is a messenger RNA of Paramormyrops kingsleyae, 2629 nucleotides long. RefSeq lists its product as uncharacterized. Gene Ontology annotation, biological process: regulation of transcription by RNA polymerase II. Gene Ontology annotation, molecular function: DNA-binding transcription factor activity, RNA polymerase II-specific; RNA polymerase II cis-regulatory region sequence-specific DNA binding. The record is from RefSeq and is a predicted model, not a curated record. NCBI's taxonomy places the organism in Eukaryota, Metazoa, Chordata, Actinopteri, Osteoglossiformes, Mormyridae.
UUCCUACGGACCUAAUUAACGUCGAAACAAUUAAAAGUCAUGCAAUGCACUGUGAUAUUAUAAUGAUUUUAUUUUAGCGUUCGGUGAUUAUAAUUACGUUGUUUUAAUUAAAUUUAGGGGGACUUUCAAAACAUUGAAGUUUUACCAUUUCCUGUAUACGAAUUUAAGUGGCGUUACUAUAUUUAUUAUAGCUUUAUCUCUUUUCCUGUAUAACUUAAUUUCGGCCUAAAUUCUCUGUUUCAGAACAAAAGUACGGAAUCCGAGGUAUCAUGGUGUUGUCCAUUUAUUAAGGUAGCUAAAUUAGCGUUCAUAAAACAAGAUACUUAUGAUACUAAAAAAAGGACUGAUUUGACUAAGCACAAGACACUAUAGCCAUUCAUGAGAUGAGGACACAGAAUACUUUAUGUUGGCGUUACUGGUUAAUAUUAUACACAUUUAUCUUCUCAGACGGUGUUGUUGCGUGUCUUAUAAAAUGAAGUAUAAUAAUUUGAUAUAUAAUACUACUUUGUGGUUUGUAUAAUACGCCUUUGUUUGUAAAAUUAAAAAAUCCUUCCAUGAAUGAUGAACUCGAGACCAAACUCACAUGACCGCCCCCCCCCCCCAAACACUGCUACGUCAUCACCCUGCGUCCGCAGUCGACUUUACGGUUUUCCGCUGCACAGAAAGCAGAAGGCGCUUGUAUACUGUAAUAACCUUUAUUUGAUUGUAUCUGACCGAUUCGCAUUUCGGGAGCACUGAUAAAACCAAACCUCUGUGAUUUUAUAUAGGCAUUAUACAGAUACUGCUUUGCCAUCUUCGUUGCUUUUGGCCACCCUGCACUGAUAUCGGCGGAAGCCGGGCACGAAGAUGGACUCCAGCGUGUCUUUCUUAAAGUACGAGCUGGCCGCCACCAUCGAGCAGGCGGUGCGCUGCGCCGUGGAGGCCGUGCUGCGGGAAGCGGCCCGGGUGGUGGGAGCCAAGUUGUCCGCAGCGCAUUCGGCGGCCGCCGAGUCGCACCGGGAGAACCAGAGUCUGCGGGAGCGCUUGGAAAUCUCUGAGAGCGAGCUGAAGGCCGUGCGCUACUACAUGUCGGCGGCCGAGAAGAACAUCAAGCAGUGCUUGCUGCUUAACCAGAACCAGCCCGUCACCGAUGUGGUGAACCAGCGUCCCGACGACACGCAGUUCCUCCUGCCCCAUACCGACGCCUUGACCAGCCCCCUGGGCCGCGGCGCCUCCCGCGGUCCGCUAAGGUCGUUCAGAGCCUCGUCGGGCCGGCCGCAGUUUUCUUCCAAGUCCUUCCCCAGCGUGGGGCUCUGCGUGCCCACGGUGCAGUCUGACCUCGCCAGGGGUGGCGUGAACCGCAGAAGGGUCCGGUGCGUGUCCUCCGCUAGCCUUCCGCACUCGCAGCAUCGGCGAGCCGUGCACGCCCCCGAGCUGCAGACGGAGCACAUGCUGGUGACGGCCGACAGUGCCGACAGUCACAUCUAUAUUACAGAUGAGGGGGUCGCAGAUAAAGAAUACUCUGGCCGCCUGACGGAAGAUGACCCCGGGAAAGUUCACCAAGGCCUGGAAGCAGCUUCUUUGCAACAGGAGGAGCCCGAAAUGGCCAAAUUCGAAUUUGAGGUGGGGGCUGCGGCUGGGGAUGUGAACGAGCUGGGACUUAUCAGAGUGCUGGAGGAUGGCGAGGAGCUGAAGGAGGGGACUGUGAAAAUCGAGGACGACGCAGAGGGCCCUAUCACAGAGCCCCUCAUCUCUGAGCCUGUGGUACCACCACAGCUGACACAGUCGCCCCCUGUGGUCAGUGGUGGUAUCGUGGGUAUAGGCUUCCCUCCCAUAUCCUUGGACGGCCCAGAACUGGCCGUAGCUCCGCUGCCGCCGGGCGACAGCGCUGACAAGGUGCACCGCUGCAACGUGUGCGGCCGCGGCUUCCGCCGCUUCUACUGCCUGAAGACGCACCAGCGCAUCCACACGGGCGAGCGGCCCUACCCCUGCCGCUACUGCGAGAAGCGCUUCCGCCACCUGGACAGCCUGCACAAGCACCAGCGCAUCCACACGGGCGAGCGUCCCUACCGCUGCGCGCAGUGUGGCUGCUGCUUCCGUGAGCUUGGCCAGCUCAAGAAGCACCGGCUGACCCAUGCGGGGGCGCCGCCGGCUCCCCCCCACCCCGGCCCCGCCCUGCUUGGGCCUGGGACCCCCUUCGGCUGGUCCCACGUCGGCUCGCAGUCCCUGGAUUCCAACUGAGAUUGUGAUCCAGUGCAGGAGAGCAGAGGGAAAAUGCAGAAAUUGCAUGCAGGCUAACAUGCUGAACUCUCCUGCUGCAGCGUGCAAUUUUACGUUGCUUUUUUCUGCCCAUGAACAGCUGAAUUUAGAAUUAGUAUGGUGCUUAACUUUUUAUUCUGUGUUUUGUCCCCUCUCCCAAGGUCUGUUUUAUUAAACAUUGAAAGAGAUACAGUAAAAGUAUACAGGACAAAGGAAAUUUUUUUUGGUCAUGUGCUGUAUGUUUAUUACAUCUUUCGCUGUACCUGCUGUGUGUGAUGAUGAUACAGGUAGGCUAUUCUGUACUCUUUUCUCUUGCACCAGAGGACAACUCUUCAUGUCUAAAAUGUGGAUGAAUUUCCCUCUGGGAUCAAUAAAGUUCAUCUUAUCUUAC